ACCAGCAGCACUAUCCGUGCAGCUCAGCACGCAGCAGCACUGGGGCAGGCAGAGGCGGGGAGAGCACAGCACUAUAAAACUGACAGCCCUGGCACCACUCUCCAUCCUGCUGGUGUAGCUGGAGGCGGUGAGAUGAGGAGCAUGGGGCUGAGCCUGGUGCUGGCCCUGCUCUGCCUGCUGCACGUGGAGGCUGAGAACCUUGGGAUUGUGGGGCUGGACAAGAGCAAGAUUGCAGGGAGAUGGUACAUCACUGCUCUGGCCUCCGACUCUGAGAGCUACCUCCAAAAGAAAGACAAGCUGAAGAUGGCGAUGGCCAAUAUUGCUGUCCUGGGAGAGGGAAACCUGAAGGUCUCCUUUGCAAUUCCCACCGCGGAGGGAUGUCAGAAGUCGGAGGCAAUCUACAGGCAAACAGGCAUCCCCGGUGAAUACUACAGCUCUGACAGAGAUAAUAAAAUAGUGCGGGUGGUGCAUACAGAUGGCAAGACCUAUGCAGUUAUCUUUGUCUCCAGAGAGAAGGACGGGAAGACCUUGCAUAUGCUGAGGCUUUACAGCAGAACCCGGCAGGUGAGACCCAAAAUCACAGCGCUGUUCAAGAAGCUGGCGAGGGAGAAGAGCUUCACCAAUGAGAUGAUCAGGAUGCUGCCCAGCCAGGAUGAAUGCAGCCUCGAUGAAGCAUAGGAGGUGCAGGCUGGCUGGUGGAUGCUUCUGCUGAGUGAUGCAAGACCCAUGCACUGAAGCUUCAGGCUGCCACUCCAUCAUCCCUUUUCCGAGCUCAGUACUCAAGGCUCUGACACAUCCCCUGCUCCUCCAGUGUAUAGGCCCUCCUUUUUGCCAAAUAAACAGAAACUCACCCCAAAGCUUGGUGUAGCUGUUUGGGGAGAA
Athene cunicularia (burrowing owl) is the source of this 882-nucleotide messenger RNA. It is a transcript of the gene LCNL1, whose product is annotated as lipocalin like 1. Lineage: Eukaryota; Metazoa; Chordata; Aves; Strigiformes; Strigidae. Bases 133 to 678 code for a protein of 181 amino acids. The record is from RefSeq and is a predicted model, not a curated record. Gene Ontology annotation, molecular function: small molecule binding. The transcript has 7 exons.